UGUUGGAUUUAGUUUUGCGCUACAGUGGUAGCAUACUGACAACGUUUCGAUGGUGAAAGAAAUAAAAAUAUUCGUUUGUUUUUCCUCGUGAGAGUUAUAAUGAGUGAUACAGCAGCAUCUUUAUCGUGCCCAAUAUGUACCCAUACUGGAGUAUUCGAUUCUGUGCAAUCACUGAGAGAUAGAUUAAUACAUGUGUCUACAAAUAAAAUCUUGUGUCCUGUAUGCCAGGAAGAAGUAAGUGGAUUAGACAAGCUCACAAUACAUUUAUUUAGUCACGUUAAAUUAUUAACAACGAAAGGAUGUUCUGAAAAACAAGAAACCGUAACUAAUAUAUCAAAAUCAACGACAUUUGAUAACCUAACUAGUAGUGCACUUCAAAAACAGGCCAAACCAGCUGGAUCUAAAAAUAAAACUACGCUAUCAACAGCAAAUAUGCCAAUAAAAUAUGUGAAGAUAUACCCCAAGUUACCAGUUGUUUCUCUUAAUCCCGUGCCAGUUAUAGAUGUAUCAAGACCUUCUGAUAAGGAAUGCAUACGAGCUAACAAUUCUUUGUUUGUACCGACGGUAAAAGCAGAUGCAUCGCUAACACAAACAAAUACAAUAUGUAGUGUUUGUGGUUUACAAUUUGUAGAUGCUGAUAUUUUAAGAAUGCAUAGAUGCUUGAUACAUAAUAUUGAUGAAAAUUCAAGUCAAAACGUUUCCAGAUAUCAUUGUCAUAUAUGUCCUAAAAAUUUUAAAAUGAGAGGUUCGUUAAUGGUUCAUUUAAGAGUGGCACAUUGCGGAUUCCUUUCUGGAAAUCAUACCUCUAUUACUAAUACAGAUUCAAAAAAUGAACAGAGAAAAAUACAAGAACCACCGCUAGAAGAUAAAUUAACUAGUCUUGAAAGGACUGAUAACAAACAAUGGCAGUGUGAUGUAUGUCGAAAAUGCUUUACAACUAAAUAUUUUCUGAAGAAACAUAAGCGUCUGCAUACAGGUGAGACGCCCUACGCUUGCACUCAGUGUAAUAAAACAUUUACUUUCCAACAAUCUUAUCAUAAACAUCUACUUUAUCAUAAUGAUGAAAAGCCUCAUACAUGUAAUUAUUGUGGCCGUUCAUUCAAAGAGCUCUCAACUCUUCACAAUCAUCAAAGAAUUCAUACUGGUGAAAAACCAUUCUCGUGUGAAACUUGUGGUAAAUGUUUUCGUCAAAGAGUAUCGUAUUUAGUUCAUAGACGUAUACACACCGGUGUAAUGCCUUACAAAUGUACAGCAUGUGAAAAAAGUUUCCGAUAUAAGGUUUCACAACGAACUCACAAAUGUCCGUCUAAACCACCUGGUGUAGUUAUACGACAAGUCGGUGAUCUCGUAGAAAAACUUAAGAAAAGACACGCUGAUUCAGAUAUAUCACAACAAGAAGCACAAACCCGAAAUAUAAUGUAUUCUGAAAUUUCUGAAGCAAAUGCAGAACUAGUUCGUACUGGAGCUAAAUUAUCUUUAGAAGACAUGGAAUCUGAUAAUUUUAAGCUCAUUUCUGAUACACUUGUUGAUGAAAAUAAAUUGUCUACAAAAGCUUCCGCAGCAAAAUUUACGCCUCCUGAUGAAGAUAAUAUACAGAAUACUGAAAUAUUUGAUACCAAUUUAGAAGACAUCAUAGAUUCUAUUCCAACUCUUGAUAAAAAUAUGCCAUCACCAUCAGAAAUUCUUAAAAAUUUAUGUCUAUCAAAAGAAGACGACUACGUAAUAUGGCCAUAAUAUUAUUAUAAUGGAUAGUGUAACUCGAUAUCAUUGUAUUGGGGUCUGCAAAAUAUUGUUGAAUUGCCUUUGAUAUUGUAAUUGUUCAUGGGCUGCGGUAAUAUCUAGAAUAUUAUAGUAUGCAUCCACCGAUUAUGAUAUUUAUUAUUUCGAUAGCUACAUUCGUUAAAUAAAACAAAUACUGUAAACAUUUUUUUACCUA
Molecule: messenger RNA, 1936 nt
Organism: Galleria mellonella (greater wax moth)
Lineage: Eukaryota; Metazoa; Arthropoda; Insecta; Lepidoptera; Pyralidae
Product: zinc finger protein 502
Exons: 4
Coding region: 100-1734 (544 amino acids)
Biological process (GO): regulation of transcription by RNA polymerase II
Cellular component (GO): chromosome
Molecular function (GO): chromatin insulator sequence binding
Source: RefSeq, a predicted model, not a curated record